AUGCAUCAGGACGCUUUAGAGUCAUCAGGAGGCUUUAGAGUCAUCAGGAGUCAUCAGGAGGCUUUAGAGUCAUCAGGGGUGACGGACUGCCGUGGGAACGUCCUGCAGCAGAUUGGCUCUUCCUCUUCCUCUUCUUCUUCUUCGCGCAAAUGUCGCAACUACUUUGAUGUCGCUGUGAACUCCCGGGGCCUCGUCGCUCUGAGCUGCGCCUCUGAACGUGCUCUGCUGGUCUUCAGCCGCCACGGCCGCCUGCUCCAGACCUACGGCGGCCACCAGCACCAGCAGCACCAGUACCAUCAGCAGCAGUACCAUCAGCAGCACAAAGACGAGCUGGAGGCCCCUCGCGGCGUCACCGUGACCAGAGCAGAUGAGUUCCUCGUAGCCGACAUCCGCAAAGGGACUCUCAUCGCGCUGAAACUCGACCCUAAAACAGCGGUCCGCUUGGAGCGCACCGUGGUCACCGGGUUCCACCGCCCCUACCUGGUGUCGGCGUGUCCCAUCACGGGUCUGAUGGCGGUCUCGGAGCGCGGCAGCGAGACGGGCCGCGUGCCGUGUGUGAAGGUCCUGGCCCCGGACUGGAACACAAUCCGGGUCCUGGGGGUCUGUGCCGGGAUGGGCCCCGUCCUGACCGCGCCCUGGGGCCUCUGUAUCGACACAGACGGGGACGUGCUCGUCACUGAUUGGUCGGAACACGGCCAUAGGAUCCUGUUGUUCCCAAGCAGAGGUGUGGGGACCGUCAUCAUCGCACACGGUCUCAGCAGUCCCAGAGGACUGACUGUGCUCCCGGGAGGGCAUCUGGGGGUUUCUGACAGUAUGCACCACUGUGUGAAGAUAUACAGAUACAAGGAACACAGAGACUGA
Messenger RNA from Knipowitschia caucasica, 861 nucleotides. Lineage: Eukaryota; Metazoa; Chordata; Actinopteri; Gobiiformes; Gobiidae. The record is from the annotation of a GenBank genome assembly.